This is a messenger RNA of Pseudo-nitzschia multistriata, 1063 nucleotides long. The record is from the annotation of a GenBank genome assembly. NCBI's taxonomy places the organism in Eukaryota, Bacillariophyta, Bacillariophyceae, Bacillariales, Bacillariaceae.
AACCCAAUCCAUUGUGUUUCCUGCGCUCUGAUCUCCUCGAAAAAUGGAAAACAAAUUUUUAUUUCAAGCCGCAACUAUCGUGCGGGUUGCGAGUCCUUUUCGCUUGUUGUUUUCCCUCCGAUGUGCUCACUUCGAGGACCCUACGGUGACUCUGAAUAGAAUAUACAAUCUCAUUGUAGUGCGAGAGUCAACUCUUUUAUCAAUUUUUCAAUACCCAACUAAUACCAUGUCUGAUACUGAAGAAGCCCCCGCCGUCGAGGAAGUCGCCGAGAUGAGUGUCUUGGACGCUCUCCGUGAGGUACGUAACCACACAGGAAAUUGAGAGGAGAACAAUUACGUGAUGCAGGAUCGGUGGAUAUCAAUCCUCCAAAUUUUCUUCACUUCCAGUUUGGAAGCUAUCUUCAGCGGAGCAAACAAGUCUAUUAUCGAAAGAGCCAUAUGGGUUUGGAAUCAACGGCUACUCGACACUGACUAGUUAGGCACCCGAAGGAAGAAUCGAAUUGACUGGAAGAGAGAAAACAUGGAGGAUGUGAUAAAACACACAGUUUUGUUUGUCACGGACAUGUCGACUCACACAUACGCAUUUUAUUUUGCGCCACGCUACAAUCAAUCGUUUGCCGUAAUUUUUAAUCGAAUCAAACCGAAAACAACAAAAACACAGGUUUUGGAAAAGGCCAUGAUCCACGGAGGACUCAAGAAGGGACUCCAUGAGUGUGCUAAGGCCCUCGACCGUCGCACCGCUCGUCUCUGUUGCCUCGCCAAGGACUGCGAGAACGACGAGUACAAGAAACUCAUCAAGGGUUUGUGCUCCGAGGGAGAGGUCCACGUUGUUAUGGUCGAGUCCGGAAAGGAUCUCGGAGCAUGGUGCGGACUCGCCAAGCUCGAUGACGAUGGCUCCAUCAAGAAGGCCGUCCGCACGUCUUGCGCCGUCAUCACCGAUUUCGGUGAGGAGACCCGUGCCCUUUCGGUUCUUUUGGACUACCUCCAAAAGCAGGCCGAUGGUGCCGAGAUCUAAGCUAGUAUCAUAACUUUUAGAUGGAUAGAUUAAAAGGGAAGCCGCUGA